GUCGUCGUCGUCGUUCCCCUCCCUUUCCCCAUCGCUAUUCCGGAUGGCUUUCAUGGCAUCCCCACCCACCCUUCUCUGUGUUCUCUUCUCUUACUUUUCCUUCUCUGCAGCUUAUGAUAACCAACAACGAGGUCACCCACCACAACCCGUGACGAAGCGGAGCACUGGCUAUUACGACCCGUCAACUAAUGGAGGAAGCUGGCUCACAGUUGUAGCAAAUACCUAUCCGGAAGGCUUAGGAGAACCUAUAAAUGCCGUUAUACUGGGCACCUCAGACUCGCGAGUUCUCAAGGAUCAGCAGACAGAUGGUGGCUUGCGAAACUACUUCCUCUCGUUCGAUAUGGCCGGCGAGUGUUUAGGUCAACACUCAGGAAGUGACCAGGGUGCAAACCUCGGAGAUGGCAAUGGCGUCCUGAACGAAACGGCAGUCAUUCGUUAUGAUUACGGGGACGCCUCUAUUGGAACAUGUCAGGAAACCGUCGAGGGUGGAAACCACUUCCGGUAUUGGGUUCAAAAUGGAGGCGAUGCUGACAGUGGUGCGAUUUUCAUGGCGGUCUCGUAUGAGAAGCCAGUGUCAGAGGAGCACGAUAUCAUAUUCAAUGGAUAUAACCUUGCUCGUGACUGGCUAGUCGGCAAUGCAACCGCACAAUCAUCCAUUAUACCCACACUGAACCUCACCAACCAGUCAUCUUACUCCGGUCAAUCGUCGUACGGUGGCUACGUCUACUACACCCAAGUCAACUACGUCUCGGGUCUAGUACCAAAUACCUCGGAUGGGAUCAACCAUUAUCUGACUGUGGGAGGAGACGGGGUCAACGCAGCAGAUGGGCUGGUGGCGAUGUGGACUGUGUCAGUUUUGGAGGCACCGGCUGGAUCGAGUUCAUCAGCACCCCGGACAUUAUCCUGGCUACCCACGCCAACGACUAUGCUUAUUGGCGUACUAGUCGCCGGCCUUUCCUUGCCUCUCGUGUCCUCCUUAGAUUUGUUAUGACCAAUCCAUAUAUAGACGUUCGCGACUGGACUGCUGAGGGUUUACGCACUGCGCGGCGGAGGCAUACUGCAUGCACGCGACCUUAGACGGACAGUGAAGUACACUAUUGAUACAUCUCGGCUAGGCCCUUCCACCCACAUGGUCGUAUUUCGACCCAUCCAUACACCCUUGCGUCCACCUGCAAUCACCCCCCUUUCGGGCAUCGAUCAUCCACAACUCCCCUCUCGUCCUCUCCUCUCAUCAAUAUUUACCACCGACCACGUACGAACCAACACCCUCUCCAUUUCUCGUUCAACACAUUAUACUCCUCAUCACUAUCUACUGCAGCACGCAACGAAUCGAGGAAUCGGACCUUUUCUCUUACAUAGUUCACUUCAUCGCUCCAUCGCUCUCCGCUCUUCACCACUUUCUUUUGUUAGUUCCUUUAUUCACUUUAUUCCAAGUACCUCUUCUCUACUGACACGCACUCCACUUCUGUUUUUCUUUAUAUUUCCUUCAUUUGUACCUACUUCUCGUUCGGCAGCCGGUCGUUGCUGUAGCGGUCGACGCACUAGUCGUAUCCACGCACUUUCAGGUACCUACCCGUUCUCUUCAUGCUACCUACAUUCGAACCCCCCGACACUAAUAAUGACUGCCUUUGUCUUCUGCUCUA
Molecule: messenger RNA, 1643 nt
Organism: Stereum hirsutum FP-91666 SS1
Lineage: Eukaryota; Fungi; Basidiomycota; Agaricomycetes; Russulales; Stereaceae
Exons: 10
Coding region: 44-991 (315 amino acids)
Source: RefSeq, a predicted model, not a curated record